Calliphora vicina (urban bluebottle blowfly) is the source of this 627-nucleotide messenger RNA. RefSeq names its product guanine nucleotide exchange factor subunit RIC1-like. The coding region runs from base 1 to 627 and encodes 208 amino acids. The transcript has 7 exons. Lineage: Eukaryota; Metazoa; Arthropoda; Insecta; Diptera; Calliphoridae. The record is from RefSeq and is a predicted model, not a curated record.
AUGAAUCUAGUUCCAAGUCUAGUUCCUAGUCUAGUUCCAAGUCUAGUUCCUAGACUAGUUCCUAAUUUAGUUCCUAGUCUAGUUCCAAGUCUAGUUCCCAGGCUAGAUCCUAGACUAGUUCCUGGUCUAGUUUCUAAUGUAGUUCCUAGUCUACUUCCUAGUCUAGAUCCAAGUCUAGUUCCUAGUCUAGUUCCUAGUCCAGUUCCUAGUCUAUUUCCUAGUCUAGUUCCUAGACUAGUUCCAAGUCUAGUUCCUAGUCUAGUUCCUAGUCUAGUUCCUAGUCUAGUUCCUAGUCUAGUUCCUAGUCUAGUUCCUAGUUUAAUUCCUAGUCCACUAGUUCCUAGUCUAGUUCUUAGUCUAGUUCCUGGUCUAUUUCCUAGUCUAGUUCCUAGUCUAUUUCCUAGUCUAGUUCCUAGUCUACUUCAUAGACUAGUUCCUAUUCCUAGUUUACUUCAUAGUCUAGUUCCUAGUCUAGUUCCUAGUAUAUUUCCUAGUUUAAUUCCUAGUCUACUUAGUCUAGUUCCUAGUCUAUUUCCUAGUCUAGUUCCUAGUCUAUGGUUCUCUUUACAGCACAACUUUCCCUAUAAUUUAUGUGUAAAAUGUAUGGCCUACUUUAAGGCACAUUAA